UCCUUGCACUCUCCUCUCCACCGGCUUCUCGCGUCAGUUCAUCCCGAGCAACCAACGUUCGUUUCGCUGUCGAGCGCCGUUCGAACUACCCUUCAAGUGAAUACGGUGCGUAACUGAUCAGACGGAUCGUACCGCCGCAGCGGCAACGCUUUCUUUCCUUCUUCAGACACACUCGCAGCAGAAUGGAUUUUCGACAAAUCAAGGAGUCGUGAUUACGCACCGGUUGAUAAAAGCUUAGAAAAACGCGUGACCAGCUAUCACAAGUAACAGAGAACAACGACUCCGUGAUCACGUGAAGCGGCUGGACCUCCUGUGACGGGGGAGGUCGAAGACCGCGAGUGCGCUUUCUUAGAGCAUCCAUUCUUAGACGAUGAUAGAUCCAAGUUCAUCCGAAGAGGAGAGUGAGGAGGAUCAGAGCACUCAUCAUGGCGGCGGCGGCGGCGGCGGCGGCGGCGGCGGCGGCGGCGGUGGUGGUCGUGCCGGAAGCGGUAGCUCCCACGGUUCUCGCCGUCAUCCCGGAAGUAGCAUCGGAAGUGGUCCGGGUUCUGGUAGCGUCGGUUCACUCGCUUCAGGCCUUACUGCCUCGCCCGGCGGCCCAAAUCACGUGGGCCCGCCCGCUGCGAGUGCUCACGGAUCGGGAAGUCGUGUCCCGGUGGGAUCGCAGGAUGCAGCUGGAGCUGGCCUGGACGUGCCCAAUCUCGCUAGCGCCAGGAACUCCCUGUCGCCAUCGAUGAGCGCGACUCAGGACGCUGCUAACUACGCCCAGAGACCCACCAGUCCAUCUCCCUCAGUAGCGAGCGAGAAGACCGAAGCGGAGUUGCAAGAUAAGCAAGAAAGAGAAGAAGAAGAGAGGAAAACUCGGAUCCAACUGUACGUCUUCAUAUCUAGAUGCAUCGCUUAUUCGUUUAAUGCCAAACAGCCGAUGGAUAUGACGAGAAGGCAGAUGAAAGUGACGAAGCAACAAUUGGAAACUAUUUCUUCUCGUUUUCAGGGUUUUUUGAAAGGCGAGACGCAGAUCAUAGCUGACGAAGCGUUUCAUAAUGCCAUACAGAAUUAUUGCGAUGUGUUCCUGAAAUCGGAUCGCUUGAUGCAAAUGGUGCAGAGCGGUUCAUGCUCCCAAGCCGACUUCCGCGAGGUGUUUAAGAAGAACGUUGAGAAGCGUAUUCGGAGCCUCCCGGAAAUCGAUGGAGUGAACAAAGACACUGUGCUUGCGUCCUGGAUGGCCAAAUUUGAUUGCAUCAUAAAAGGUACUGGUGACGAGGACACCAAACGGCCUUCCAGGAUGCAACAGCAGUCUCUGAAUUCGGAGCUAAUACUAUCGAAGGAGCAGCUGUAUGACAUGUUUCAGCAGAUUCUUGGCAUCAAGAAGUUCGAGCAUCAGCUUCUGUUCAACGCCCUCCUGUUGGACUCAGCCGAUGAACAGGCUGCCGCCAUCAGGAGGGAGCUGGACGGUCGCAUACAGAAAGUGAAUGAGAUGGAAAAGAAUCGCAAGCUCAUGCCCAGGUUCCUCUUGAAAGAAAUGGAGUCGCUCUACAUCGAGGAGCUCAAGUCGUCUAUCAACCUGCUAAUGGCUAAUUUGGAGUCGUUACCGGUCUCCAAGACAGGUUCGAUAGACAGCAAAUAUGGGCUGCAGAAGCUGAAGCGCUACAACCAUCGUGGUGAGCGCUCCCGCUGCCGCGGUCAGGGCUCCCUCGUUAAACUGGAGGGCGACUCCGCCGAUUCCGAUCCCCAGCUGACGAAAAUGGACGUCGGUCUGACCUUCCAGCUGGAAGUAGUCGUAAUGGAGGUCAAAGGCCUUAAAAGCCUAGCACCUAAUAGAAUAGUUUAUUGUACCAUGGAGGUGGAAGGCGGCGAGAAGCUGCAGACCGAUCAGGCCGAGGCCUCCAAGCCUAUGUGGGAUACUCAGGGUGACUUCACGACCAUGCAUCCCUUGCCGGUGGUCAAGGUCAGAUUAUACACCGAAAAUCCGGCGAUGCUAGCGCUCGAGGACAAGGAGUUGGGCAAGGUGAUUUUGCGACCUACUCCGCUCUCCUGCAAGCUACCCGAGUGGCACCGUAUGACCGUACCUAAAAAUUGCGCCGAUCAAGAUCUACGUAUGAAAAUCGCCUGUCGUAUGGACAAACCACUCAACAUGAAACAUUGCGGCUACUUGUACGCGAUGGGCAAGUCCGUAUGGAAAAAGUGGAAGAAGCGGUACUUUGUGUUGGUCCAGGUCUCGCAGUACACAUUUGCGAUGUGCUCGUAUAAAGAAAAAAAAAGCGAGCCGUCGGAAAUGAUGCAACUCGAUGGCUAUACAGUGGACUAUAUCGAGGCCGUUUCUGCUAAUCUCAUGGUCGGCAUGGAUUUAGAAGGCGGAAGGUACUUUUUCAACGCUGUGCGCGAGGGCGACAAUAUCGUGUACGCUUCGGACGACGAGAACGAAUGUCAUCUGUGGGUGAUGGCGAUGUACCGGGCGACCGGACAGUCGCAUAAGCCCACCCCACCGGUUUCCGUGGCCGAUAAGAAUUCCACCAUUAGCAAGAUCCAAGGUGAUGCUGACCGUGCGAAGAAGCACGGUAUGGAAGAUUACAUCAGCGCUGAUCCGUGCAAGUUUGAGCAUCAUGCCCUGUUCAAGUAUCUGCAGAACUUGGUCCUAGACUAUAGACUGAACGAUCCUUACUGCUCGCUCGGCUGGUUCUCGCCCGGUCAAGUUUUUGUGCUGGACGAAUACUGUGCCAGAUACGGCGUGCGUGGGUGCUUUCGACAUCUUUGCUAUCUGCACGAUUUGUUGGACAGAAUGGAUCGUGGAUAUACGAUAGAUCCGACGUUGAUACACUUUAGCUUUGCUUUUUGCGCCACUCAUGUCUACGGUAAUACAACAUCUGCCGAUGGCGUAGGCUCGAUCACUCACGAGGAGAAAGAUAAGUUUCAAGAAAUCAAGGAACGGCUGAGACAGAUUCUCGAGAGGCAAAUUACUCAUUUUAGAACUAGUUUUCCAUUCGGUCGUCCGGAAGGUUCGUUGAAAGCGACUUUAUCUCUUUUGGAACGCGUCCUCAUGAAAGAUAGCGUGACGCCCGUGCCGCAGGAAGAUGUAAAGGCGCUCAUAAAAAAGUGCUUGGAACAUGCAGCAUUGGUAAAUUAUAAGAAACUGGCCAUCGAGGCGAAAAUUGAAGAUGAUUUGAACGAUGAGGACGUGCCUCCCAGUAAAAAGCUGGAGGAUCUCAUUCACCUCGCCGAACUGUGCGUCGAUCUGCUCCAGCAAAAUGAAGAACAUUAUUCGGAGGCAUUCGCCUGGUUUAGCGAUCUUAUGAUCGAGCAUUCCGAGAUCUUCUGGGGGAACUUUGCCACGGACAUGGACAAAAUCCUUUCGGUGCAACCACCCGACACCUGGGAUAGCUUCCCACUAUUUCAGAUAUUAAAUGAUUAUCUCAGGGGUGACGAAACGAAAUUUAAUUCGCAAUUAGAUACUUUGAAAAAUGGGAGAUUCCAUACACAUUUGCGUGACUUGUUCGCACCUUUAGUAGUGCGCUACGUUGACUUGAUGGAAACAUCAAUUAGUCAGUCAAUUCAUAAAGGUUUUGAAAAAGAGCGUUGGGAGAUCAAGGGAAAUGGUUGUGCUACUUCGGAAGAUCUCUUCUGGAAGUUGGAUGCAUUGCAAUCAUUUAUCGGCGGGCUGCACUGGCCCGAUCUGGAUUUUCGACAACAUCUCGAGCAGAGACUAAAGCAAAUGGCUUGCGACAUGGUGGAGUCGUGUAUACAGAAAACUGAUACAGCCUUUCAGCAAUGGCUAAAGAAGGGCGUGACCUUUAUCUCCACCGAUUAUAUUAUACCGUCGGAAAUGUGCGCUAUGGUGAACGUUAUUUUGGACUCCAAGAAUCAGAGUUUCAAGCUUUGUACUAUUGAUGGCGUCGAUGUGCAUCAGUUUCAUUCCAAGAUUGACGAUAUGAUCGAAAAUACAUCGGCAGGAAUGAAUCAAGGAAUGAUUAAUAAACUCAUAACGGUUUUGGAAGCGACACUCUCGAAGUUAUCUCGUUAUGACGAAGGUUCUCUCAUCGGCUCCAUUCUCAGUCUUACGAAGGUAUCAGGAAGCGGAAAGGAAAUGGGACAAGCCUAUGUAAAUUUUACGAGAAAUUGCAUGGAUCAGAUUCGCAGUAAAGUUCUCGACGAGUUAUGGAUCCUGAAUUUCUUCGAGCAAUGGUACACAGCACAGAUACAAAUGUUAUGUAAUUGGUUAUCCGAGAGACUCGAUCACAGUCUGCAUUUGUAUCAAUGUACCUGUCUGGCUCACAUUGUGAAGAAACUCUAUUACGACUUUGAGCUUCAGGGUGUCAUGGAGGAGAAACUUAACACGAAGACAUAUCAGACUGUACACAAUAGAAUGAAAACGGAAGAAGCAACUUGUGCCUUAACUAUGAACGCUCAGAACGAAGAAGGGCUUUCGGAGAAUGGCAAUGACGACGAGGUGGAGAGACCUAAGACAAAAGUGACGAUUGUUGAAACGAUAACGGAAGACGCAAAUUAUGUAGCCAAUCUGAGCAACGUCACUUCGAAUGUUGUUGGCAAAGUUGGAAGCAUGUUCGGCAAGGGCAUCGGUGGUCUUUCUACAAAAUUCGGCUCAGCCAGUAAUUGGUUCUAGUUAUUGUUACUAGCAUUCUGCCAGUAAAUCUUACAUUCGACUAGUAUGUUCCUUCGUUUAAAUAAGAGAAUGCGAACGGGAAAACUUCUAAAGGCAUAGUCAGUAUUCUAUAGGCAGUACAAUGAUUUAGAGUUGUCCACAUAAACAAAUGAUAUGAUUAUUCGACACAAUUGACCAGUUGGUUUUUAUCGUCUCACAUUUUGUUUCAGUUUUAUCGCGGAUUUUUUUUUUUUUUUUUUUUUUUGAGAAAUCUAGUCACUCAUCACGAAGUGAUGCGCAAAAUUACAAAAUUAUUUAUUGAUUUACGGUGAUUUCAAGACUACCUGAGAAUAUAUUUUGUUUACUAAUUUCCGACUUUAUAACGCAUAUUAGACGUAACACAUACGUUGAGAAUUAUGUAACUUUGUUUCGUAAAAUUUUAAUUAACAGCUUAUUAUUUAUGUUUGAUCUCAGGUAAUAUUGGAAACAUAGUCGAGAUAUAUUCGGAAAGUCAGAUUGUACGGAAAUACGUAUGAUAUAAACCAGAGUAAAUGCGUAGAUAUCUAAUCAUAUUACAAACAGAGAUAUAUGUAUAUAAACGUACAUGCAUAUGCAACGUGUAAUUAUGAAGUAUUCGUACACUUUGUCGUGGUCCGCAUAUGCCAGACCAACGUCAUUGUGUGUGCGCGUGCACGCACGUACGUACGCACGCACGCACGCACGCACGUACGCACCACGUAUCCUCCUCCUCCUC
This is a messenger RNA of Linepithema humile (Argentine ant), 5348 nucleotides long. RefSeq names its product calcium-dependent secretion activator 1 (gene Cadps). Gene Ontology annotation, biological process: synaptic vesicle exocytosis; dense core granule exocytosis. The record is from RefSeq and is a predicted model, not a curated record. NCBI's taxonomy places the organism in Eukaryota, Metazoa, Arthropoda, Insecta, Hymenoptera, Formicidae.